AUGGGUAGGCCGUCCGCAGCCCAACCUGAGGCGCCGGGUCAACGUGCAUCACUGCUUGUCUCCGUGUGGACCGGCCGAGUCCGUUCCCCAUCAGCUGUAGGUAAACAAGGCGAGCAAGCGCCCCCCAGCCCGUUAAUACCAUCGUUAACCCAAGCCACAGCGGUUGGCAGCCCAGUGGGCGUAGCGCUGACCGGGAUGGAGCAGCCAGAAAAAGGAAACAUGCCGUCUGUGAUCAUCGAUCCGCCCGCAUACCGGUUCGGUCACGUGAUGCCACCCCGGCCUAUGAGCGAAGACCAGACUAUCGUUAAAGUACCGUCAUUUGCUGGGGUUGGCCUUACUUUGAUCAGGUUUGAACCAACCUCUCUAUUCGGUGGCUCGCUCGGAACGAGAGACAAACAAUUGCCAGAUCACCUUGCCGACUUCCUUGUUCAGACCGGUCGAGUUCCCACCUCGCGCAGGCCCGGCCCCGAUGGCAUGCCGAGGUAG
Molecule: messenger RNA, 486 nt
Organism: Aspergillus affinis
Lineage: Eukaryota; Fungi; Ascomycota; Eurotiomycetes; Eurotiales; Aspergillaceae
Exons: 3
Coding region: 1-486 (161 amino acids)
Source: RefSeq, a predicted model, not a curated record